Exaiptasia diaphana is the source of this 1011-nucleotide messenger RNA. RefSeq names its product tyrosine-protein kinase ZAP-70. The record is from RefSeq and is a predicted model, not a curated record. Gene Ontology annotation, biological process: cell surface receptor protein tyrosine kinase signaling pathway; protein phosphorylation; multicellular organism development. NCBI's taxonomy places the organism in Eukaryota, Metazoa, Cnidaria, Anthozoa, Actiniaria, Aiptasiidae. Gene Ontology annotation, molecular function: transmembrane receptor protein tyrosine kinase activity; ATP binding. The coding region runs from base 1 to 579 and encodes 192 amino acids. Gene Ontology annotation, cellular component: signaling receptor complex. The transcript has 5 exons.
AUGAAUCUAGUUGCGUUUGUCUUUUUGAUUAACUUUAUUUCAAGAUCUAAACUUAUUACUUAUGAAACGUUGAGAACUCUUGACAAUUUUGUCAUUAUAUUACCUAUUCAGGGAAUGCAGUAUCUGGAAGCCCAACAAUUUGUACAUCGUGAUUUAGCAGCAAGGAAUGUUCUUGUUGUGAAUGAAAGUUUUGUAAAGAUAAGUGACUUUGGCAUGUCACGUGCUAUGGGAUCAGGCAGUGAUUAUUACAGGGCAGAAACUGCUGGAAUAUGGCCCCUAAAAUGGUGUGCCCCUGAAAGCAUCUACUUUAGGAAGUUUUCCAGUAAAAGUGACGUGUGGAGCUAUGGUGUUACAUUAUGGGAAGCAACAUCCUAUGGUGCCCGACCGUACAAGGGAAUUAAUGGACAAAUAAUCAUCCAAAAACUGGAGAAUGGAUACAGACUACCAUGUCCUAUGCACGUACCAAGUGAAGUGUACAAGAUUAUGAAAAACUGUUGGGAAUACCAGGAAGAGGAUCGCCCGUCGUUCACAAGUAUAUGGCAACUGCUGGGCAACAUUAUUUACAAACUCAAAGGCUAAUUCCUCACGUAAUCAAACAAUAUUGCGAUUGCAAUUAUUAACAAUUCACUGUCUGUAAAUGAAAGAUUGGAAUCGGGCUUCCUAUGUUGAGAUCAAAGCUAUUUUCCCUGAAAACGAUUUUUUAUCUGAAAUUCAAAAUUAGCCCUUCCCACUCAUGACGUACAAUUAUUUUAGAAUAUUAGAAAAUGAAAUAGGCACUGUAUAGGUAGAUGGAAGGGUAACCACAUCAACCACACUUAUAUCUUAUUCGUAACCGCGGCUGAAAAAUAUAAUCGAUGCAUUCGUUACCAUUCUCCGGAACCCAGGGUUGUCGUUUGUUUCCUGGGUAUCGAGGAAAUGAAUUAACUCGUUUAGUAGAAUCUCAUAGUUUACCCGUAGAUCAAUGUAGAAGCAUUAAUAUAAAGAUAUAUUUUAAUGAAUAAAUUUUGAAAU